Messenger RNA from Malania oleifera, 1432 nucleotides. Its product is annotated as transcription factor MYB60. The record is from RefSeq and is a predicted model, not a curated record. Gene Ontology annotation, biological process: response to auxin. Bases 212 to 1168 code for a protein of 318 amino acids. NCBI's taxonomy places the organism in Eukaryota, Viridiplantae, Streptophyta, Magnoliopsida, Santalales, Ximeniaceae. The transcript is spliced from 3 exons.
AGACCAUUUAAUAUAAAGCAAGGAACGAGAGCCAGGUGGCUGCAUCAGCGUGGUACAUCUUAUCAAUUGGUGAAAAAGGGGCUUCGGAUCACCACUUAUAUAAUUAUAUUAUCUUUCCUUUCGAUCUGUAUAUAUAUAAACAUUCAUAUGUUCAUGGCACUGUUUGACAGCAAGAGAGAGAGAGAGAGAGAGAGAGAGAGAGCAGUGAGCCAUGGGAAGGCCUCCUUGCUGCGACAAAGUGGGUAUCAAGAAAGGCCCUUGGACUCCGGAAGAAGACAUCAUCUUAGUCUCUUAUAUCCAAGAACAUGGUCCAGGAAAUUGGAGAUCUGUCCCAACGAACACUGGAUUGUUAAGGUGCAGCAAAAGUUGCAGGCUUAGAUGGACUAAUUAUCUAAGACCAGGAAUCAAAAGAGGGAACUUCACUCCUCAUGAAGAAGGGAUGAUUAUCCAUUUGCAGGCUUUAUUGGGUAACAAAUGGGCAGCCAUAGCUUCCUACCUCCCACAAAGAACUGAUAAUGACAUAAAGAACUACUGGAACACCCAUCUGAAGAAAAAGCUUAAGAAAUUUCAAUCAGCUUUGGAGCCCCAAGGGGGAUCAGAUCACUCGAGCACUACUACUACUACUAAUCAUUUCUUCUCCAAAAGCAUUGUGGAGAGAAGAAGCAUAGACAUCAGCACUACUGCCCAUUCUCCAACAACUACUACCGCGUAUGCCUCAAGCACGGAAAACAUCUCAAAGCUCCUAGAAGGCUUCAUGAGGGCAUCCCCAAAGACCAGUAUGGCUAAUACUACUGCAACCCCUUUCAAGGGAAUUAAUCAUGAAGAUGAGAAACCCCAUGACUUAGCGACUCGCUUUGGGAAUACUUUUGCGGAGGCCGGGACAGGUACUGGUAAUUCUGCUGCCGGCCAGUGCUACCGACCCAAGGUUGAGCAAGAAAGCAUAAUCUCCCAGGAAGAAUUCGAAUCCAUAUUAUCUUUCGAGAAUUUUAAUGGGGUUUCCUGGGACAAGUCGUCAGGCGAUUCUGCGGUCCGAGAUUCCGCCAAGCAUGAUCAGAAAGGCGAUGAGAAGAAGGCAAACAAUCCUCCAUUGACAUUCCUGGAGAAAUGGCUUCUGGAGGAAACAAGUGGCCAAGUAGAUGAGAUUAUGGAGCUAUCGCCAAUGUUCUAAUAAAAUCAUAUAUCCAUGCAUCCUCUCUCUCCCCUUUUUCGUUUUGUUUUCUCUUGUUUUUUUUUUUUUUCGGUAAUUUAGUUUUACAUAAGGUACCAAUAAAGAAUGCAUGGAGAUCAUUUCAUCUCUAUCUCUAGUUCCAUAAGUUUACCAUACACAUGCUUUAGCUGGGGUUUCUAAAAAGUUGGAAGCUCUAUGCAUGCAUGCAAAUUGUAACCCUUAAUAUUGAUCUGAAUGGAUUAUAUCUAAAGAAUUGAUAUGCAA